AAAGAAAUAAACAAAUAUGACGUAUCCAUAAUCCAUUGAUUCCCUCCACGUAAAUAAUGCAUGGUCAGAAAGAAAUCAUCUGCCGUCAAUUCAACUACUCAAGGGUAAUCCUCCUCUCUCUCCACCUAAAACUGGAGGAGGAAAAGUUUGUUCAGGAUUUAGGUUGCUGCAACAACUAAUUUCAAUUCGACCUGAGAUUAAAUGCUCAGGGCAAAUGUCAACUGUUCUUUAAUCCAUAGUCCAAGGCAAAUCAUACUUGGAAGCACCUUUAAGUCAUGGAUAAUUAAGUACCAUCCAGCUCAGAAACCGUUUUCUGCUGUUUCUGUCAAGGCCUUGAAGGAUGAGACAGAUGGCGGUAGAAGCAGCUUUCCAGGCCGAAGCUGGGAUCCUGGCAUGGAAAUUGAGGUCCCUUUCGAACAAAGACCGGUGAAUGAGUAUGCAUCUCUGAAAGAUGGACCCUUGUAUUCUUGGGGGGAGCUGGCUCCAGGGCCACUUUUCCUCCGUCUUGGAGGUCUCUGGUUAGUGACCUUCACAGUUCUUGGAGUUCCAAUCUCAGCUGCAAGUUUCAAUCCUGAAAGGGAGCCAUUAAGAUUUGUGCUGGCUGCUGGAACAGGAACUCUGCUUCUUGUGUCAUUAAUCAUCCUUCGGAUUUAUCUGGGAUGGAGUUAUGUUGGAGAUAGACUUCUAUCUGCGGUUGUCCCAUAUGAAGAGAGUGGAUGGUAUGAUGGACAAAUGUGGGUAAAGCCACCAGAGGUCCUAGCUCGCGAUAGAUUGUUGGGUUCUUACAAGGAAAAUUCUAGCCUCCAGGUUAAACCAGUCAUCUCACUGUUGAAACAAACGCUAGUCGGAACGGGUGCAUUACUUGUCACAGCAGUAUUAUUAUUUGUCUUUGCCACACCAGUCCAGAAUUUCUUUCAAAACAACUCUGCCACAAAAGAGAACCCAUCAAAUGUCAACACAAAGUAUAAUGUUAGAAAAGAAGAGUUGCUUAGUUUGCCAGUAGAGGUUAUGGCUGAUGAUGAUUUGGCGGCAGCUGCUGCCAAGGCUGCUGAUGGAAGACCAGUCUACUGCAGAGAUAGACAUUACCGUGCAUUAGCAGGUGGGCAGUACUGCAAAUGGGAAGAUCUACUCAAGUAAUGAGAGAAAAGACCCAUUUCCAUAAAUUUGUAAUUUUUGUUCACUGGAGUACAAGUUUAUGUUUAAAAUUUCCCCCCUUUAUCUUGAAGGAAUAGUUAGCUUUCUAAAAUUCUGAAAAUACACGCACCUACACAAGAAUGAUACUCUGGAAAAGAUCAAACCAACCAACAUGUGGAUCGAUUUCAAGGAAACAAUGCCAGUAUCCUUGCCUAUGCAUUAGGAAAAAGAAUAUAUAGGAACCCCCAAUUGGGCCUGCAGUUUAUUCUUGACAAGAUGUACACGACUGAAAUACAAAGCAGCAAAUAAGAGCUACAAUGGUUAAUC
Messenger RNA from Ricinus communis (castor bean), 1461 nucleotides. RefSeq names its product protein CONSERVED IN THE GREEN LINEAGE AND DIATOMS 27, chloroplastic. The transcript is spliced from 7 exons. Bases 202 to 1137 code for a protein of 311 amino acids. The record is from RefSeq and is a predicted model, not a curated record. Lineage: Eukaryota; Viridiplantae; Streptophyta; Magnoliopsida; Malpighiales; Euphorbiaceae.